UGUGGCCAUCGCUGUGAACGGGCCAUCGCUGUGAGGAGCUUGGGUCUGCCUCUUGCAAGGGAGGCGACUUUUCCCAUUGCGAAAAGGCGACGAUCAAGUGCGUGGGAGCAGGAAGUGUCAGCAGGUUGUCAUACAUCAAGUGAUCAGAAGAAGAUGGCUGUAUUUUUAGGAAUGGUUCCUUUCCAAUGACAGCGGCAGGAUGAGACUGCAGCCAUUGAUUGUUCUAGUCUUGUCCAUCUUGAUUCAUAACCUGCAGUGUAGGGGUGCUCCAACCUGCCCUCGGGGCCAGAUACUGUACAACAAGGAUUCCCGCCAUCUAUGCUGCGUGCCCAUAGUCUCACCAAACUAUUGUGGACAAAACAAAAGGAUACAAAGAUGUACAGAAGAUGGAGAGCCUGAUGUCUGUGUGGACUGUGAAGAUGGAAAGGUGAAUUUUUCCAACUCUACCUCUGGAGUCGUAGAGGAACGCUGCUUCAAGCCGCUUGGGUGUACUGAAGAAGCGAUACUGUCUGGCAAUGGUCAGUGUCAGUGUGAUAAUUCAAGAUGUUACUAUGGAGACGACGAAUACAGCUGUUUACCCCUCAAAGCCAAAUGCCAGGAAAACACAUACCACAAUAAUGGUGCCUGUGUUCCCUGUCCAGCAGACACCCAUCGGCCAGGCAUCGGGUGCGGGCCGUGUGUGCCUAUGUCCUCACUCGCUGCCUCAGUCAACACCAUCAGUUUCAGCGAAGCCAUCCCUCACCUGAACACUACCAACUCCACCACCACUGUGCCAACUGCUGUGACAACGAAACGCAUCAGGCUUGAUUCUCUCGAUAAAGAGGAGAAAGACGUUCCAGAAGACGAUAAAUCAGUUGUUUCUGAGCCACUGCCCGGAACUCAGGUUUGGGAGUACAAACCGGUACUCAUUGGACUGGUUGCAACCAUCUUAAUUGUCAUGAUUGUUUGGGGGAGUGUGUGGUUCUACAGAAAGAGGAACCGUAGUGAUCAUGUGCCAUUGCCGUCCAACUCCUCCACUCCCCCUCCCAGUCCACCCCCAUCCUACGCAGUGUUGGACCCGAACCGGGACACAGCUCAUCAUUCUCAGAUCAACCAGGGCACAGGGUAUCCCAAUGGAGGCGCCACUGCAACAUGCAAUAACCAGAGAGGGAAUCCCAAUGGAGGCGCCACUGCAACAUGCAAUAACCAGAGAGCCGUACCAUUUCAGAAUAGUUACUGUGACAACCCUGUAGAAUCCCCCAUAGAUGGCGCUGGUCAAUCAUUUCAACCUGUUCAACCAUCGUCUUCCUCAAUCCCCGAUCUGCCACCUACAGGCUUCAGCUCUGGAUCAUCCGCGUCACAAGGCUCUGUCAGCGUGCAUGGGCUGGCUCCCGAUCACACAAACCCUAAAGUUGCUGUUUCUAACCAAGUAUCCACCACGGAGCAGCAGAGAGCUGGGCAGAAGCCAACAUCUAGCGUUUUACCUGUUGUUGAUGACGCUAACACUCCAUUGCUUGGAUCUGCCCCUAGUCUUGACCCUGACAGCAUCAAACGGGACAGCCAGUAGAACCUAUUAGGUGUGUAAUGAGUGAGUGAGUGAGUUGGGUUUAACGCCGCUUUUAACAGUAUUCCAGUUAUGUCGCGGCGUGUCAGCUUAAUGUGGGAGGAAAUCCCAAAGUGAUGCAGGUCUCAGACGUUUACCACUUCGGUGAAACCCACGAGCACUUGUAUGGUGCUGACAAACCUAGAAACAUAAUUGGGGCGAACCGGGAUUCGAACCCACAAUCAUAGGUUUCUGGCGUGCCCAAGGUACACAACUCUGCACAGUGAAUCGUGGUGCCUUAGGUGUGUAAAACUGAGAUGAAAAGAUGUACAUGUGGUGGAUAACACACCAGCAAAUGGGUACCCGGUAGGAUACAUGCAAACCUACUCACACCUGUCGGGCAACUCGAGAUGUGUACUGUACAGCAGUUUGUGUUUUGAUCCGGUGAUCAGGGUUAUAAUUGUGCAGCGACAUCGAAUGCUUUUGGGUUUGAAAAUGUCGCAGUAUAAAUCAUGUUGUGACCAUUCAUGUUCAUAUCUACCCUGUAGAAUGUAUACUGACUCAUUGUUGAAGGGUCAGGGUGUGUAGCGGGUCAAACAUGAACAUGUUUCAACAAGCAUGAUAGGUCUGAGUAUGUCAACGAUGUGAUUAACAGCUGAAGAAUAUGAUGUUUCAUCUUCAGGAGGCAAGUGAGUUAACUUACUACAAAAGUCCAGUUUCCACCCUUGCCGAACUAGGCUGGUAUCAUGGAGUUACAUUUUGGCUGGACUAACGAGUCUACGCAUAGUCCAUUCAAAAUCGCGCACCGAAAUCGAAAUCCGGUUCGUAAAGUGUCAUGCAGAUUUCGGUCGACUGCAGGAUUUGCAAAGCAUGUGCACCGCUAACUCGUUGUCAACAUAUAUUUUCUAAAUCUUUUCAUGCUUUUAUUCAAGGUGCUCACAUGAUUUGAUGCACUUCGUGAUGUAAGACUCGUUUUAUCAUAAUAUAGAUCUUGAUUAUCAAUCAGAUCGUCUUGACUGGGCGCCACCGUUUUGUUUGAAGCAAAUGCAAGUGAUACGAGAGGUUGAAUCUGAUUGGUCAAUAGGAGAGGCAUAGAAAGGACACUGGUGGCGCUACUAUCGAGCCCAGGAAUUCCAGCCUAGUUCGGCAAGAAACUGGACUUUUAAAGUCAGUUAACUCUCUUGCCUCGGGAAGAUGAUGCUGUUUGUUCCUGUCACACUGAUUGGAUGAUUUUAGGAAAAUGGGAAAAUGAACAUCGCCUGAAAAUUGCAAGGUUGAAGGUGACACACAAGCUUUUUCUUCAAUUUGCCUCAAAGAAAAACAUUGCCGGAGCCAGUUCUUUCUGUGGUGCUCUAUUGUUAUUGUUUGAGAAUUGAAUUGUGCAUAAACUGAGUUGUGACAUCACACUGAGAAAUUAUUUCAAGCAUGAAUAAAAAACACCCAGAACUGUUGACGUACUGACCUUUGAACUUGUGUUACCAUGAGUUCCCAACUUGAUUAUUGUGUCAGAAGUUGUGUUUGAGAAAUCCAGUUCGAGAUCAAGUCGGUUGUUUCUCAUUUGUUUUUGUAAAGUUAUUGCCAAUGGAUGAAGGGUAUUUCCUGAUGAAUUCCAGGCAUCUGCAAUCUGGUUAAAAUCAGAUUGUUACGGCCAAAAUGAUAAAAUUAUUAUUAGGUAUUUAUGUGUUCUAGAUAAAUUGUCGGAGAAUUGCUAUGAUUAACCCUAGUGCAAAUAGCAGUGAUUUAUUGUCAAGUUGUUUUUUUUAGCGGGUUGCAAUUUUCGUGGUUACAAAGGGGGAUAACUGCUGGUAGGUUAUAUUUUGGAAGUAUGUCGCUGGCCUGCCUGCCAUCAUUGCCAUGUGGGUUAUUCUUUUGGAAGAAUAGAUGGUCUACAAAUGGUAUGAAUUACUUUAUUAGCAGUCUUUGCUUGGAAGCAUUUUGUGUUAAUAUUAUUAACUUAUAAGCAGCACUAUUCAGUCACGUUAUUUAGUCUGUAUUUUCACAUGGCUUUCGAAGCUGUUUGCUGCAUUCAAAACUCGCUCGCUUUGCACGAGGUGUUAAAAAUAGAUUUUGCCACAGGUUGUUUUGCGAGGGCUUUUCAAACUUAUUAUUUAACAGUAAAUGCUUAUUUAUAGAAAUAUUGGUUGUAUGACUUGACUGACAUGUUUUGGUUCUCCAGAAUUUCAAAGAUGUAGACUUUGUAAAAAUAUAUCUUUAUUGGUGAAGUUUGAUACAUAAGGUUGUAAUAGUAUCACAAUGUGAAAUAGCAUUAUGUCAUGCUAUAUUUUCUGAUUUAUUGCAGUCAAUCUGUCACAAGUGAGACUUCAACACGCUAUGAAAUAUGAACUGAACUUUGAUAUAAACUUUCACUACAGUCUUCAGUCUUGCUUGUUUUCUGAAUUGGCGAUAGGGCCUAUAGACCUAUCUACUAUAGAGAAGAACACAGAUCUUAGUUCUUGCUCCUCCUGCACAAACAUCUGAGGACAUCCCAUUACAGGUCACAUAUUAGCCAAUCAGAAAGCUGCUUUCUUGAGCUUCAUGGCAUAAGUUACAAACUGACGACUUCCAUUCCAGACUGCGCUUUGAAAUAUAUUUUGACAAGGAUCUCAAAUCAAUAUUUGAAAACUGAACAAAAGGCCAUUCUGGAGUGUCUAAUUGAUGGGCAAGAGCUAAGUCUCUUCAUUUUCAGAUGUUUAUGCCAUUGAAGCAAGAAAUAGAUGAUGUCUUUGACAGAAUCAGUUGUACAGCCUGAAUUGUCGUUUGGAAUACCCCUUGUUAAUUUUUUUUUAGGUUGCAUGAUUAGAAAACAUUCUGAAUGUCACUUUCCCGAUCUGGUAAGCGACGUUCUGAUUGUCAGAUGAAAGGUCGUUCUGACCUGACCCACAAUGGGAAGUCCUCAGAUCUUUGUUUCGCGGUAGAUCUACUGAGUACUGAGAUCUGAUUUUUAUGAGUUUGAGACGUCUGCAUCUUUCAUCAAAUACUGAUCCAGUAUGAACUUCAUGCCAAAGUAUCUUUUUAGCUUUUGUGUCACUAUUUAUGAUUGAGACUUUAGACAUGCGGAUGAUUGGAAGUCAUGGACUUUGUGAACAUUUAGAAUACAAUGAUGUCAUUUUAUUUGCAAAUUGUACAGACAUUGUUGAAUUUGUGAUAUGCAUGUUGAGUUUGUGUUGAUGGAAGCUUCCCAAUUGUUCAUGCUGGACACUUCAUAGCAUUGAUACCAACCAGGAUGUACAGUUUCUUGUUACUGUCCCCACCCCAGACUUAUGCUUGUGAGAUUCAACCUCUUGGCA
Messenger RNA from Haliotis rufescens (red abalone), 4809 nucleotides. RefSeq lists its product as uncharacterized. The coding region runs from base 200 to 1546 and encodes 448 amino acids. The record is from RefSeq and is a predicted model, not a curated record. The transcript is spliced from 13 exons. NCBI's taxonomy places the organism in Eukaryota, Metazoa, Mollusca, Gastropoda, Lepetellida, Haliotidae.